Molecule: messenger RNA, 18675 nt
Organism: Cinara cedri
Lineage: Eukaryota; Metazoa; Arthropoda; Insecta; Hemiptera; Aphididae
Source: the annotation of a GenBank genome assembly
AUGUUGCCCGCAGUGACCACCACGGCCGCUGCCAUGUUCUUAAUGUUCUGGUCUUGGUCAACACUGUUGGCGUCAUCCCGAGGCGGCACAGUCGAGGCGGCCGUCCCGUCAUCUGAAGAUUGCGUCCUCGACCUAGCCAUCGUGUGCCUGGAUGACAAGUUGUUGGUGUAUGUCAACUGGCUAGAGAAACGGGAUAAACUGAACGUGGUCGGCAACUUCGUGACUAUCGUCAAAAAACAGUACGUGGGUCACGCCGAGGACCGGUCCAAGUUGCAUCUGAACUACAACAACAAGCAGCCACAGCAGCGGAUCAGCACAUCGCUGGGCCCAGCCAUCGAUGAGUACUUCGAUACGCACACCCUGAGGAUAUCGCUACCAUGGAUACUGGAUGACGAUAUUGAUCUGGAACUUGACCAACAAGGUACUUGUAAUGGAAUAGUAGAAGUGGCUAAUUCUCCGCCGCUGCUGUCAUAUAGACCGUAACUCAAUUGUUAGGAGAACUUGUACAGAAAACAAAGUGUUUAUUGAAUAUCGUUAGGUUUUUAGUUUAUUCUAUCAAUAGAUUUUUCAAAAACAUUCGGUAAUAAUAAGUAGAGAGAAGAUGCGAGAAAUGGCCGACAAUAUAGCCGUUUUAAAAUUAAAAAGCAAAUUAUAAUCAAAGUUUUGAUCAAAAUAACAAAGUGAAUUAUUUUUCCCCUUGGCAUUGAAAAAUCUAUAUCUAUGGCACUGAUACAAAAUAUUACAAUCUAGUUUGCUAUCUACCUGUAGAGAGUUUCGUAGUUUUCGUUCGAAAGAAACCAGAAAUAUUGUGCUAAGUAUAGUUAAAAUAUUGUAAAUAUACGAACAGAUAAUAGAAUGCUAAUAUUAAUAUUAAGAUUAUUAUGAAUUUUCCGUCAGAAAGAUUCCUAAAGACAAUUCGGUAGCAAAAAGAGUGUGUUAAUUUUUCUAAGUAUCUUAUGUAUAUUUAUUUCUGAACAGAGUGAAUAAUAUGUUGGUUUUACAAUGAUGAUUAUUUAUUUUUUUUUUUUCUGUAAAUAACUUUUCUACCAAAAGUUUUGCGCCGAUUUUUAGUGUAUCACUUUUUCUGAAAGAAAAUUGACUGGGAUGGUACUUUAAGAAGGUCAUUUCUUGAUUUUCCCAGGAGUUUUUAUAAUCAAUGGAAAACACUGGGAAGAAACGUAAGAAAAAUUGGAAAAUGUACGAAAUGUAUUAUUUUCAAAUCGUAAAUAUUAUGGCCUUUCAAAACAUAUAAAACCCAAUUUUACUCAAAUCAUUAAGGCAUCAUUAUAAAUGAUCAAUCUUUGCGUACAUAUACAUACAUUCAAUUUCCCAUCUACUUUCCCAACUACUAACUUACAACAGUGGCCAACCCAUUGUGCGAAGUAUGCCCGUUUUUUUUUUUUUAUUAUUUAUAUUUGCUAAUCAUUUUUCUACCAGAAUAUUGCUCCAAUCAAAAAUUAUAUAGGGACUUUCUUCUAGCAUUUUGAUUUUAGUUUAUGCAUUGAUAAGGCAAUCAUUUUUUUGAUUUUCCUUGUGAAGUGUUCUAUAUUAUUGAGAAAAACUGGAAAUUUCCUAUGAUUUCAUGAGAUACAUUAGCAAAAAGGUAAAAAAAAACACGAUAAAUACCUACCACUCUAUCCAAAUGGGUUUUUCAUUUCAAAUAAUUUACUGUUGCAAAGAUUUUACAAAUUAAAAAAAGGCUCAUUUCUAAUAGUGAACAUCAAUACCUGUCCGGUCCGUUAAUGGUCUACACAAACAUCAAAUAAAAACCGAGAACGGCAGAAACUAUUUAAAAUACUUGUGUAACAAUAUUGUUUUGUUUUAAAUAUAACCAUAAUAUCUUAUCAACUACGUCCUCAAAAUUCUAAAAAGUUAGUUAAUUAAACAUUGAUCGUGCGUGAAAGCUUAUAUAAGUGAUAAUGAAUUAAUCAUAUCAAAACCAUAAACGGUAAAGAAAAAGAUAAAAAAAAAAAAAAUGAGUGCAGCCACUGUUACAGGUAAUUUAAUAUAUAACUGUUGUGAAUAAAAAAAACGAUUCUGAGUGGAGUUCAGUUGAUAGUGCAGUUGCUUUGUCAACAAUAUGUAUGUAUGUAUAUCAUGGUAAAAUAAUUACAAAGGCAAUAUAAAUUUUCUUUACAAAUAUUUGUUACUUUUUGUACCUAUUUUCCCGUUUUUCUUACGGUUUUCCCAGGGUUUUUUCCGAAUUUCCCAUUUAUUGAGAAAACUAGUGAGAAAAAUCAAAAAAUUACGUCUCUAAAGAACAUUCCCAGUCAGAUUUAAUUUUAGAAGAAAUGCUAUUAUUAUAAAUCGGAGCAAAUUUGCUAGUAGAAAAGUUAUUCGUAGCAAAAUAAGGCCAUUAUAUUUUCAAAGACUUUUUUUCUAUGGACAACUUUUAUACUAGACAUCUUAAUCCGGAUUUUAAGUGUAUCAUAUUUUCAACAAAGCAACUACACUAUCAACUAAACUUCAUUCAGAAUCUUUUUUGUGUUAGUAAUGGUUAAUCGCUGAGUAUAAAUAUACAUAAAAUUCCCGUCUAUAUCCUUCCUUUCCAACUUCUCACACACAAUAGUAGCUGCACUCGUACCUAAUAUCCAAGAACAUUAUUUUUCAUUAUUAUUUGCUCUUUUACAAAAUUUCUUUUUGUUGCUUCAUAAAAACCCCAUUGAACCAAUUUGGUAUUUUGGCUUUAAGUGUGUCUAUGACGCAGCGUUCUUUUGGUUUAACCUAAGGUAUCUGUAUUGCUGGUUUGGGUCUCAAUUUUGAAGAGUAGGCAAGAUAAAAUAAAUAAAAACAUAUUUAUUUUCAGUUUCUACAUGUAAAUUUUACUGAUUUAUUAAUUUAAGAAUAUUGCUCCAGCACAGUUGGGUUUUGCAGCUAUAAAAUAAACAAGUAAAGCAGUUCUAAUUUUUAACUCAACGGACUUCAAAAAUUGCUAUUAUUAUAAAUGAGAGCAAAAUUAGAAAAAGUAGAAAAGUUGUUCACAGGAAAAAAUAAGGAUGUAAUAUAUUUUAACUAAUACCUACAUUUCUUAUACUUUCCCGUUUUUCCUCCGUUUUUUUUCUGUAUUUUAAAUUUAAUGAAAAAAAAUUUUGAAAAAUGACCUCUCUAAAAUACCUACCAAGUCGUAUUUCUUUUCAGAAAAAUUGCUACACUUAAAAAUCAGAGCAAGGUGAUUUCUGGUAGAAAAGUUACGUACAGAUAAAAAAAAAAUCUUUGUAAAACCAUAAACUUUCUGACACCAUUUAGAAUCAAAAACAAAAUAUUAAGUGCAAAUUUAUUAACAAGUGCGCAUCUUCAUAUUCCAAAUACGCAAAUUAGGCUCGACUACACUAAAAUAAGCACUAAAAAGUGCUAUCAUUUAAUCGGAUGCUUGUAAAUCGGAGUAAAAUUGCGAGUAGAAAAGUUGUCCACAAAAAAGAAAACCGUAAUAUAUUACUUAAAUUUUCAGAUUUUUUUCAAGUUUUUCCCCAUGCAUAAUAUAAUUUUUUCCAUGUUAUGUAUGUAUAACGUGUUAAAAAAAAGAUUUAUAACUCGUAUUAGUUUGCAAAUUAUUUUUUUUUUUUAGAUUUUCAAUGACAAACUAAUUUCAAGUCUAAAACUGGAGUCUAGGGGGUUCAGACCCCCUAGACCUCUCUCCUCCCGUAAAACCACCACUUAUAAAACUUCAUUUGCAAUAGUUUAUAGUUGCUUACAGAUAUACAUUAAGUUACCUAUAACAGUAGCUGAACAUGUUCCUAUUAUCCUAGAACGUUUUUUUUUAUUUUUUGUGUUGUUUUCUAAUUGACAAAAAUCGGAAAUAAACGUAGAAAUAAUGGGAAAGUUUACGAAAAUAAAGCUUUUAUUUUUUCGAGUAAAUUAAGUUAAUUCAGUUGUAAAUAUUUGUAGAGACUUGAAAUUUCGUAAACAAAUUUAUAUUUUUCCUUCCUAGAUGUGGUCAAAUUUUAAAAACAUUUCGACAAGUGUUGAGCUAUUUAUAAACAUUUUAGUAUUGCAAGAUUUUUAUCGUUUAAUCGAUAGGUAAUAUGUUCUAUGUGGAUCGUUUUAUCAAAUAGAAAUGCUUGAGAACAUAAAAAGAUGUUAAUGUAGUAAUUCUUUUGUUUAUAAUGAUUUAUCGUUGCUUACAGAUAUAAAUUAAACAACUUUAUGUUUUAUUAUAUUUCUAACUUCUCACCUACAACAACUACGCAAACAUCAGCAGUACCAGCUUAUUUUUUUUCUCUUUUUUCCGAUUGUAACUGUCGAAAAUAUAGGAUUUAAAUUGACAUUGCUAUUUCACUAUCACUAUUUUAUUUCAUUGAAUAAUGAAAAACUACACUGAAUGAUUAUGAAAAAUUAAUAUGGUAUCCCUUUACACUUUUCCGGGUAAAAAUUUAACUCUGUGUAGAUUGCAGUGUAUGUCGUCUCGAAGGAUAAAAAUAGUUAACCACCACUGCCCACCAUUAGAAAUCUAAAAUAUGUGUUUAAUUUUGAUAUAAGAGCUCUGGGGUGGCAGCCCGCCAAGAACUUAGUAAUAUAUAGAGCCCAGCUCCUCGUGGUUCUUAAAAAAAAAAAUAUAAUCAAUAUUUGUUAUGUACAUCCUCAAAAUACUAAUUUUUGGUUUAUAACAAAUCGUAUAAACUUUUUUUUUUUUUUUUGAUAUUGAUAGCAGAGAAAAAAUGUAGAUUAUUCUGAUUUUGUUUAAUGAUGGUAUUAUUAUUAUUAUGUUAUAACAUAUAAAACAACAAAUAACAAAUUUAUUUUAAUAAUUCUUUAACGAAUAAUUUAAGAAAAAUAGAAAUAUAAAAUAUUUGCUAAGAUUUAGGUAAAACUGUACAUGUGUUUAUAAUAUAGUGAGCCCCCCAUGACAUUUUCAAAACCUGACGUCUCUGAUCCUUACUGUAGGUAAAAUUAAUUAUUCAAGAUGGAAAUUUAAACGAUCUCAAAAUAAAAUUUUCAUUAUUUCGGAUUUUUCAUGAAAAUUGGAAAUUUCCUUCAAAGUUUUAAAUCUAACCUAACAGUGAAUUUUACGUGUAAGAAUUUAAAUUAUUAUAUUAUCAAAUAUGUACGUAUGGAAUAUCCAGUGAGUAAAUAAAUUAUAUAUUGGUAAACGUGUAUAUUUCAUAAAACUUCCAUUUUACGAACCUAUAUAUAACUAAAGUGCAAUUUCAAAUUAUCAUGACUCAUUUGAAUAACUCAUAGCAUCUAACAAAUACAUUUCGAACACGAUUUCGUAAUCUAUGUGACUGCGACAAGUGCUUGUAUAGGCACUGAUGGCUACUUUUUUUUUAAAUUAUUCAUAUUAUAUAUAAACCUAACUUUUAUCACUUCAAUCUACCAACAAAGCUACACUAAUUCUCGAGUUCAAGUUUAUAUGAUCCAGACAGGGAACCAUUAGAAGUGUCCGAUAGUGACGGGAAAAAGAUAAAUACAUAAUAUUAUAAAACAAAAUAAUGUAAUAAUCUCUAUUUUCGGAGAUAAUUCAACAAAAAAACAUGAAUACUUUUUACAGAAGUUAUGGAAAAGUCAUGGGACAUGUAUCCCCUAAACAUAUAGAUAGUCGUGUAGCCGCUUAAUCGUUAACAAGCGUGUUUAAAAAAAUAAUCACUGCUAUCACUAUUCCUAUUAUUAUUAAUAUCAUUAUAAUGGCGUUUAGAUAAUAGCAUUGUAGUUUCGUUUUCAAAAAUAAAUAAUGUAUUAAUGCCGUAUACUACAAUUAUGAAACGUUUAAUGAGUUUAAAAACCUAUAGGCACCCAAUGAAAUUAUUCUUCACUUAAAAUUCUAUAGCAUUUCGAUACCGUUCAAUAUAAUAUAGACUGUGUUGUACAGUAGUUCUAUAUAAAUAUUUCAUACCACCUACCUUGCGUAAAUAAUGUUUUAUUUUAAAAAUAUAAUAUAAUAUAUAUGUAUAUAUGUGUCAAUGAACUAGAAAAAAAAAUUACUGUUAAGUCACCGGAACAAAGGGGUUAAGGACAUUAAAUAAUAAUUUUAAAUACGCCGGCGUAUUUUAAUUCACUGACUACCUCGGACUAUCUAUGCACAAUACAUAUUGUACAGUCUAUAUAGAUAUCUAUAAUACUGUUGAUUGCGCGUGCACUAUCAAAUAAUAAUAAUAUAGUUUAGUAAUAAUAAUAAAUUACGUUUUUUUUUUUUUACCUAUAAUACAUUGUUAAUCAUCAACUUUCUCGUGGAAAUUCGGUUAUUAUAAUAUUCAAAGUCUAGAAAUAUUCUUCCACUGCAGUAAGUAUAGGUGACAGCUUCAGAUUUUCAGUGAACCGAGGAAUGUACCUAUUGGUUUUACUAUGAUGUGUUUUUUUUGUCUUCAACAACUUUUUCUACCGAAAAUCUUGCUCCAAACUAAGACACUUUAGUAACCUUCUUGUAGCAUUUUUAAUCUAAUUGGCAUAUUAGAUAAGUCAUUUUUUGAUAUUCUUUGAAGUUGUCUUAUUAUAUUAGGAAAACUGAAUUGAACGUAACAAUGUUCGUAAAACAACCAGAAAACUUGCUUGUGUUUCUAAGUGCAGCACCUUUUCUGAGAAAAAAUCAGCCUGGAAAGGUACUUUAAGAAGGUCAUUUUUUGAUUUUGCCAAGAGUUUUCUUCAGCAAAUGUGAAAACCGGGAUAAAACUUAAGAAAACUGGGAAAAUCGGUACAACAUUAAACAAAUAUUGUUAAAGAAAAUAUAUAGAGCCUAUUUAAUUAUUUUACUAUAAUAUGGCAAAAAUAUUGUUGACAAAGCAUCAAAACGAAUUUAGUUGAUAGUUCGAAUCGUUUUUUCUUAGAGUAGGUUAUAUAUGUAUAUUUAAAAUUCCCGUCUGUAUCCUACCUUCCCAACUUCCCACCUACACCAGUGGCUGCACCUGUUCCCAUUAUAUUUUUAUUAUAUUGUUUUAUAAUUAAAAAAUUAAGCCAUGCUUACUAGAUACGGAAAAUAGAUAGAUUUUGAAAUGCGUACACCUAUAAUAAGUUUUCUCCCUGUAACGUAACAUUAUUAAUCCACUAAAACUGAACGAAAGUCAUUCGCUUGAAAUAUUAAUUAUUUUUAAUAUUAUAUGUAGCCCAGUAUCAAGAACAUUUUAAAAGAAUCUAAAAAUUCAGUUAUACAUUAGUAUAAUCUAUUGUAUUGUAUAGAGCACAAUGUUGGACUGUAAGGAAAAAUGAUAAGUCAAGGCUAAUGAUUUUUGAAAGGAAAAUAUUAAGAAGGAUAUAUGGACAAUGCCGUGACCGAGGGAAUAGCAUAAAAGGCAAAAUAUUGAUCUUUGUGACCUGUACAGCAGAAAAUUGAUAACGCCAUGACGUGGCAUGCCAUAAAUAUUUUACUAGUUUACCUAUAAUUUUCUUCCAGGCUUUUCCCAAUUAUUUAAAAAACCUCUUAGAAAAUCAAAAAAUGACUUGUUUAAUGCACCAAACAAACAAAAUUAACUUUCAGAAAAGGUACUAUACUCUAUAUACCAAAGCAAAAUGUCUUUUCGAAAAGUUGUUUGAAGACAAACAAAAAAAUAAAACAGCACAUAUAGUAAAACCAAUAUCAUCACGCUCCAAAUCUAAAGUUAUAAAUAAUACAUUUCGUUACUUUUCCUGUUUCUUCCCAAUUUUUAUGAAUACCGCUGGGAAAAUCGAAAAAUAGCCUCCCUAAAGUACUACCCUGAUAAAAUUUACUUUUAGAAAAAGUGCCACAUUGAUACAUUGGAACAAGAUUUCUAGUAGAAAAGUUGUUCACAGAAAAACAUAAAAAUCUGAACAUCAUUGUAAAAUCAAUACAUUUUUCACUCCGCUUGAAAUCUAAAAUAAAUCGUAACAACUAAAAGAAAUAUUUAUACAUAAUUAUUAAAUGGAUAUGAUUAAUCUUUAUUUAAUUUUAUGUAAUGUUUUCUCAAUUUUUUUUUUUUUUUUUUUGUUAACCACUUUUCUUUAUAUUACCUUUUCAAAGAUACCUUAAUUAAAAUAUUAUACGUGUCUUGGCAUACAUUUUUACUAAGUUUUUAAUUAAUUCAAGUAGUUAGAAAUAUUAUAGGUAUACGAAUUUAAAAUCAGGCUACUAGGGUAUAAUACGAUCCAUGCAAACUGGAAAGUUCCAAUUUCCUGAACGGCCACUCCGCCUCUAGCUGUUAUGUUUUGCAAACCCACAAAUCUAUUAUUAAAGUUUUAAGUACCUAAGAACUAUAAUUGAGCAGCCAUGUAGAUGCUUUUAAGUAUUUUAAUUUUUAAAUAAAAUAUAAAUAUUUUUAAAUAAGAUAUAAGUAUUUUUAAACUAUGAUAAUUCCAUACUAAUAUUUCGCAUACCAUUUAAAAUAUUGAAAAUAAUCUCCAUGAUUACAAAGAUAAUUUCUUUACCUUAACGUUUGAUACUAGGUCAAUUCACUAUAAUAUUAAUACUAACAGCACAAAUUUGUCCUUACAAAAUGCAAAUUUGCUAUAUCGUACGUUUCAAGACGGAGACAAUAUAAUAUAUGACCUAUCACGUUUUAUUGUAAGUACCUAUGUUAUAAUUAGGACCAAAAUAAUUGUAAUAAGGAAGUAUUAUAGCUCCAAAAGUGACAAAUUUAGCAGAGAAAACGUCUAUACAUCACAUUUAUAUUACUGAUAUCAUACAGUUAUUAUUAAACUGCUUAGUCUGCUGAAAUGAUCAUCUGUCACGGUCGUCGAUAUUUAAUAUUAUUUGAUAGAUUACGAGUGAACGAAACUUUAUACCUGACAGUAGUAUAAUAUGAAAUUAUUAAUGUUAUUAUUAACAUGCUGAUAUUGUAUAUUUGUAUAGUAUUAGAGUCGAUUUAGCGUUCAUCAAAAACUUCUGAGUUUUGGAAUAUUUACUUAAAAACGCAUGUCACAUGAUAGUUCAACGUCUCAAACUUCGGAAACUGAAUUAAAAAACUUCCGCGCGAUUUUACUCAUAAAUUUAAACCCACAAUAUUAAGGGAGAAACAUCACAAUUACAUUAUAACCAUUUCAAUAAUCUAAUAUUAUCAAUUGUAAUAUUAUCAAAAUGUUAUCGAAAAGCCUAAAGGUACGACUGUAAAGAACAGUAUUCGUUAAUAAGUGCUACACUUGAUACUUCAGGACAAGAUUUCUGGUAUUAAUUUUGUACUCAGUAUAAAAAAAGAAUAUAAAAAAAAAAAACAGUGUAAAACCAACAUAUUCUUUGCUACGUUCCGAAUUUUAAACUACAAUUUACUAUACAUAAUUAAUGAUUAUUAAUGUACCAAUUAUGUUGAUUGUAAAAAACGUACGAAAAAAAUGUUGAAACGGAAUAAUAUAAUGACAAAAUUAACUUCGACAACAAAUUCAUCGAAUUUGUAGAACGAAAACGGGUAGACCUCACCAAUGGCGUACUCAGGAUUUUUUAAUAAGGAAGGGGGAAAGACUAAAAAUAAAUUAAUAUACAAUAAUAUUCAAGCAAUAUAUAACUACGUUUAUCAUAAAAACCUUCUUUUUUUUUAGGUUAUUUUACAAAUUUCAUAAUUUUUUAGUUUAAAUAUGCUGCAUAGUUGAAUAAUAAAUUAGUGCAAACGUGCAAUCAACGAGGUAAACUGGAUAAGAUCCGGUCCACUGGCUUAGAAAUUAUGGCGGAUCUGAUUAGGUGGAGUUCUUGUUAUUUUAUUAAUUUCAAGUAACUACAAUAUAAAUUACAAUUAUUGUGUUAUUUUUACACAUUUUAUUAUAAAUUUGAACUUAAAAUAUGCAUAUAAAAAUAAAUUAGAUAUAAACCUCAACUUUGUGUUUUGUCUCAAAGAACAAUUUAAUAUGAUGAAUCAAGUUUUACAUUUUUAGCAUUUAUAUAAACCCACCAAAUGUUAACUAUAUAAUACCAAACAAGUUUUCAAAAAUUUUAAAAAUCUUUUUUUAUUUAUAAAUAACUCAAAUGUUUCAAAAUAUUUCAAAACAUUUUUCACGUCUAGAAAAUAGUUUUAUAAAUAUAGAUAUUCAAUAAAAAUUUCGUAUCUCAACGAUUUUAUUUUAUCAAAUUACAAUGGAAAAUACAAAAACGAUAAUAAAAACCUAAAUAUUCACGUUUAUCCGAUAUUACUCUAUGAUUUAUCAAAUUCCAUUUUUUUUUUUUUUUUUUUUUUAUCAUUAUGUGUAUGCAUAUAUAAUACACUACGUUUUAGAUUUAUUGAUAACUGAAUAAUUAAUUAAGUUAUUAUAAUUCUUUUUUUGACUCGAUAUCUACUGAUUAUUUUUACCGUGAUGUCAUGACUACUGCCGAAUUUCAACCAAACACACGUUCAAUUAGAUUUCCACUUAUGAAUUGAUACUAGGUACAUUUUGAUAUCGUAUUUCUAAUAUCAGAUAAUCUUCGAAUGAAACAAUUUUGUCCAUUCGUCGAUUUUCAGUUAAACACGUUUUCUAUUCGAACAAACAAUGACCGCAUAUUAUCCGUACGAGAUUUCAUUGCUCGUCAUUAAAAAAAAAAAAAAACAAUACAAAAUCCAAUACCUACGUCUCUCUACUGCAACAGUAUAAAUAAUAAUACUAUGGGCUUGUCUAAUCUGCGUCUAUCAUAAAAAUACAACACGGGCCAUAUUGGUAUAUGAUCACAAUGACGGCGAAAAAUAUUUCGAAAACAAAAUUAAAAUAAUAUUAUUGCUGUCUUCACAUAUAGUAAAAAAAGUCAGUCGCGUUAAAGUCUCCGUUAAUUAUAUUUGAAAAAUCAUCCUCCGCCUGAAAUGGUGAAUUCCACAUAUCAUUUUAGGUCAUUUGUGAAUUUAUUACUUUAAUUUCUUCUACGGUACUUGUCAUCCGUAAUGAAUUGAAUGUAAGAGCAUUGACUGUGAUUAUGGUUUGUACGUGCAAUGUGAAUUUGGAGAAAACUAAUACAGAAUCAGAUAGCAGCUAUAUAAAGAAUGAUGAUCGACGAGUGAAAGGACGAAGGGGUACUCUGCGGAAAUCGUUAUCAAUCUACUACAAAGACCUAGGAAAAAAAUUAGAAUUAUAGAUUAGAAGAAAUUUGUUAUAGAGACGAAUAAAAAAAAAAAGUCGUUACGACAUGUACGUCUUGCUAGGCCCCCUCCCCAUAUAAUUUGGAAACUGUCGUUCUUUUUCAUUUCAAUAUUUAGUAUUUAAUUAGUACCUAUGUAUUAAUAUAACCAAACCCGGAAUUUGUAUAACAUUUUUUAUUAGAGUAAAUUAUCUUUUAAAAAGGGGGCUGGAGAGACGUCUCUCUAGCCCCUUCCCCAUAUGUAAAUAUAUGUAAAAUUAAAAAUUCUAUCAACUAUCAACUAAACUCCGUACAAAAUCGUUUUUUCCUAAGCACUGAUUUAUUGUUGAUUACAGGUAUAGGUACAUUAAAUUAUUUAUGGUAUAACAGUGGCUGUACCCGUCCCUAUAAUCCUAGGAUGUCUUUUUACUUAUGUACGUGUGUUCAACUACCACUUUUCCGGUAAAAUAUCAGUUACAAAGCUACUUUUAUUAUGAAUACUUAUUUAAAUAACCAACUUAAAUUACUUUUCAAUUAAUAAAUUCAAUUACAUAUGAUAAGUUUAAAAAUACAUAAUAUUCUAUAGAUACUUUUAUGUAUUUUAUAUAGAUAAAUAAUAGUAAUUGUUAUUACUAAUUAUAUUUGUUUUUAAAUACACCGAAACUUCUUAAAUUUGUAAUUCAUCUUUUUGGAGUGUAAAAAAAUAAUUAGGUAAAUAAAUAAAUAAUAAUUAUUAGAAUGUUUCUAUAAUACUUGAAUUAUUUAAUUUAAUUUUCUUUAGGUAGGUUAGGUUAGCUCAAAGGUUAGCUUUAUAGGAGUGGUGGUUUGUUCACCACCCAAUACGUGAAAAUGUAGAGAAAAAUGAUGUGAACCCGCCCCACCGCAAGGGAAAACAGGAUUAUCACCAACCAUUAAUUUUAACGUUUUAUUACACCGAUAAACGGUGGCAGACGCAAUACUUCACGGUAAUCCCGGAUAGGCAGAAGUAUUUCCGACACCGAAAAAAAAGAAACCAAUCAUAUUAAAUACACAAGUAAAACACAUAAUGUAUACAAGACGUUAUACAAUUGAAAACUUUAUCGUGAACCGAUAAUCUAUUUAUUUGAUGAUACAAAAAUGGUUAAAUAUAGUCAAAAAUCUAUCGUAAAAUACGCAGUGAAAAAUUAUUAUUAUUUUUGUUAUCAAAUACAAUGUAUUAAUGACUAGUUGUUGAGAUACAAAAUUGGUACGGAUAACAAUUUAUUAUGGUCAAACAUUGAUAAAAGAAAACAGUUUAUAUCCUACUAAUAUUAUAAAUGUGAAAGCUUGUAAGAAUGUUUUUUACUCUUUUACGCCCUAACUACUGGACGGAUUGAGCUGAAAAUUUGAAUAGUAGUAGUUCUAGAUUAAGAAUAACAUAUAGACUAUUUUUCUCCGUAUUUCACCAUUAAAGGAUGGUAAAUACUGCGUGAUUGAUAUAAUUGGUACGAAAAUCGAAUUAUUUUUAUUGAUUUAUAAGUUACCUUGGUAAUACGGAUAAAAUAAAAAAAAUGUUAGUAUGAAUUCAUUUAGUUGUCAGGAACAAAGAAAUACCCUUUAAAAAAAAUUACUGAGAAAUAACGGCUAGCUGGGAUAGUUGAAGACGGAAACGGGAAGUCAUUUGUAAUUUUUUUUGUUCAAUACUUUGCACGAGCAAAGUGGUACGAAACAGCUAGUAAUAAAUAAUUAAUAAUAAAAUAUCUAUAUAUACUACAUAUCCAUGCAAUUAUACACAAUAAUUAACAAUUUAGUUUUGAUCGUCUGCAAUUCCUAUUGAAAGUUUCAUCAAGUUUGAUAGUCAAAAAUGACUAUCAAUAAAUCACAGGGUCAAACCUUGAAGGUAGCAUUAAGGCAUGCCAUUUUUUUCACAUAGUCAACUCUACGUAGCUUGCUCACGUGUUUCUAAGUCGCAAAAUCUGCAUGUUUUGCUGAAAAAAAUUAAUCUUUCAGUUUAUAGGAGUGUAUUGCAGUAAGUAGAAAAGGCCUAAAAACAGAUAAUAAUCGAAGUUUGUACGGACGAAAACAACUGCUUUAUGUGUAAUUCAUAUCACCACAAUGUAAAUGAAAUAAUAAAAAUAAUAAUAAUAGUAAAAUCUAGCAAUAGCAAAGUAUAUCCAGGACAGCUAGUAUUUUAUACAUUGUAAGCCGAUGAAAAAUCGGCAACACGACAAAUAGAUUAUAAUUGACUUUUGCCCGGGAAGAGACGUAAUAGGGAUUUUGGGAAUGGACAUACAAAUACCUACAUACUAAAUAUAGUAUAUAUAGUAUAUAUAGUAUAUUAGUUUUCAAUAAUUGAUAUAUAGAAGAGGGGCUGGAGUGACGUCCCCACAUUUAAAAGUUGAUUUACUGUAAUAAAAAUAGCAUAUAAAUUCCAAAUUUGGCCACACAAAUAUAUAAUACUAAUAAUACUAAUAUAUAUACUGAAUAUUUAAAUUAACAAAAAAAGUCGAUUUCUGAUUUUUCCUCCGUUCGUACAUAAUCCCGUACCUAACCCAACCGUACCUAUUUUCUUGUAAAGACUUUUCUUUCAAAAAAAAUAUAAACUUUAUUUAAAAAUAAUUGUGUCGAAAUUCAAUUCAUUAUAUUUUAUUGUUGACACAAUCAAUCAUCAUGUCUCGUCUCAUAAUACAAAUAAUUACAAUAAUUUGAAAUUCGUGUCCCUGACAUUUUGUCACCACAUGGGCGGUAAUAAUAAUAAUAUAAUAAUAACUUAUAACGUCCUAAUCGAACAUGACAUUAUUAUUGACUUUCGGUUCUUAGCUUUAAUUGUAUUAAUAAAAUUCACGAAAUUCCAACUAAAAAAAUUUGUAAAAACAAGUGAUUUUCUUCAAUAAAUUUGAUUUAUUAUCGAGAGUAGCUUGUCAAAAACAUUCGAAAAUGAAAACUAUAGUAAAUACUCAUAAUUACUUAUAAUAUUCUAAUAGAUAUCAACUGUUAUUUUCGCAUAACUCACGAUCGCGUUCUAAUCGUCAAUAGGAAAUCAGUAGUAGGCUGAAGCCCAGUAGAAUAUAAUAAUACAAAUAACAAUUAUGCACUUAAAAUAUUAUCGAGUGUAUUAGUAUCAGACACGGAUCCACAGCAAAGAUCUGGGGGGGGGCAACAAUAUUUUUUCCAACACAAAUAAAAUUAAAAUAUAAUAUAAUACAUUAUGUAUAUUAUUUUUUCAUACAUACUAGUGAUUGGAAUAUAGGAUCAGAAUAAUAAAAAAAAAAAAAUAGAAGAAAUAAUAUAUCUGGAGGGAGGCCUGGGUCUCAAGCCCCCCCCCCCUUAGAUCCAUCCCUGGCUGGUAUUGAUAACUAUAUCAGUCUCGAGAGUUUGUUCAUCGUCGAGACGUUAGCAAGGCAAUAUAAGGCCGUCGUAUUGUAUUAAUAUAAUUAUGUAUUAUAUUAUACAGUAUAUUAUGCAAAAAUAUUUAUCUGAAAUAUCGUGAAUUAGGUAUACGAAAAAAACGAAAAACGUACUAAUAUACAUACAUCUAUAAUAUUAUAAAAAUUUCGUCGUUUUCGCUUUACUCGGUCACGUUAAAUUGUGUUCGAUUAUUGCUGGAAAUAAAUGUAGUAUAGGGUAAACUAUUUAAUAAAUGUUGUACCCCGAGUCAAAUAAGCUUUUUUUUAAUACAUAGUACAUAAUAGACAAACAAUUUGCCUAUUUCCGUACAUCGACGAAACGAAAUAAUUAAUAAUAAUUUUUAUUGUCAAAACCGAAAUCCCGCUGUCUAAAGGAGCAAAUUUAGUCUUUGUUUAAAUGGUCACCAUUAUUAUUAUUACAAUACCUAUCUACAUUAUCUACAGAAAACGAAUCACCGCGCCGCUGCGACUCCAGGGCACUAACAUUGUUUUUACACCGAAACAAGACAUAUGUUCAUCUUAAAAUCUUAGUAGUUCUGUCAUACAGGUUUUCGUAUUUUUACUGUGGAAAUCCGAAAAAAAAAAACAAUAAAAGACAAGCCAACACAUAUCUCAUUUGUGUCCAUGCCGUCCGAUCGGCUGAUUUUUUUUUCUCAGCAACAAUGAUUUGUCAGACAAAACAGAUACUGACUGAACACAAAUAUACGAUUAUCGAAACAAGUAAUUACCAGUCUGUGCAGUUUGGGUGUUGUGUGCACGUGUGAACCAAAAAGACAAACGUUGUGCUACCGUUUUCAUUAUUACUGCCAAUGAAUUAUAUACAUUUAAUACUUUUGUAUUUAAAGAUUCUGUGUGAAGAGAGAAAUUGGUUUUAUUAUAAUGUAUGUUUUUUUUCUGGUUUUUGUCAGUAAACUACUUUUCUACCAGAAAGUUGCUCCAAUUGAAAAAUACCAAGAGGGCUCUUUUAUUCCAUUUUGGAUAUUGUCGAUGAAUUAAAGAGUUUAUUUUUAUUUUUGCUAUUUAUAGACAUUUUCCAUUUUUAAAUUGUAUGUUUAAUUCAUAUUUAGUAGGUAUUAGGAGCUAUGUGGAUACAAUUGUUUAACUAAACAGAAAUUCUCACAAAUUUAACACGUGGUUCAUUAUCAAUUAUACUUAAUGGAAACCUUAGUUAGGAAAUAUGAGUGUAUACGGUUUUUUUUAUGUAAGAAUUUUAAUAUAAAAUUUAAACAAACAUAUUAAGAGUUACGGUAUUUCAAAAUAUUUGCAACACUGUUUGGAACACUUAACACGAGGUUUAUUAUAAGUUGUACAUUAUAAGUUGUACUUGUACUUAGUGGUAAAUAAAAAAAGUAAAAUAUUAUGUAGAAUAUUUUUCUAUAAUGGGUUUUAGAUUAAAUUUUGAAAAAAAAAAUCAUAAAUAUUAUGAAAUAAUAUUAUUAUUAAUAUUAUGGCCAUAGCCUUUUAAAUCAUGUAUAAACGAACUUCUCUCAGAAUCGUUUUUCGUUAGUAAUAAUUUAUCUUUAAUUACAGGUAGAAAUUGAAUAACUGUACAUAUCCUAUAUUCCCAACCUCUCACUUACAACAAUUAAGCACCCAUCAGCAUUAUCAGCUCACUUUUUUUUUUUAUUUUUGAGCUUUUUUGAAGUUUUUUUAUACCAGCAAUCUUGCUUUAAUCAAAAAAUGCUAAAAGACCGUUGUUUGAUGCAUUUAUUAUUUUUCGACAUUUUAACAAAACGAAAAACAUCUCUAUAAAAUAACGUGUCAAACAUGUACAUAUCCACUCUGGUUUCGUAAUUAUUUUGUUUGGGAACAAAAAAAAUGGAAAACGCUUUUCAGCUCGUGAAUAUUUUCACGCAGUUUCAAUGUCGUGAAAACCACUCGGGGUGGCGUCCCAAAACGUCGUGUAAAAUAAUGUUCCGGGUCAAUUGGUUGACCAAAUAAUAUAAUAUACUGCAGUCACGAAUCAUUGAUCACAGUAAAAUAAUAUCGUUGUCUUUAUACAACAUCGAUAGUAUCGUCUCCUUAUUGUUUAGACUAGCGAUAAUAAUGGCUAAAAAUUCGUUGAGUGCAGCAGCCGACACGCGGGUAAUUUGAUGUAACAUCAGUGUAAUUUAAGCGCUCCGGAUGCUCUGAAUUUUUUGGGUACAAUGCAUAUACUAUAUAUUUCUAUUGUCAAUAAAUAAUUGUCAUUUACAAUAUGGCACGCGCAAUUAUUAUUUUCGCGGUCGUGAUCGUCGCAAUUUACGUGAACAAUUUAUUCAUUUCGGUCGCACUCUUUUUCUUUUCCUUCGAUUAAUAAUACUCUCUAUAUUACUGAGUCGCAUAAACGUCUAAUAAUUAUUUAUUGAUUCGAUAAAAUUUGGUAAUAAUUAAGGUCAGAUUUAAGAUUUAAAAAUUAGUUUUAAUCUGAAGAUGUUUAAAUUUACGAAGAAACUUACUACUGAAUAGUGAAAGUACUUAUUUCGUGGUAGCCCCUCAAAAUUUGAAUUUAUGAAGUAAUCUGGGUGUGAGCCUGUUAGACCCACCUAAAUUCAGUUUUUAUAACAAUAAUUAGUUCAAUAAAAUUAUUUGACUGUCACAAAAAUGACUUUAGAAUAUUAAAUGCCCGAUGUUGAUUCGAUAAAUAUUACAAAAACCGCUCAAAACAUUGAUUUUAAACCAUUAAAAAUAAUAUAUAACUUUCAGUUUUCAAAAUGUUUUCUCAUCAUACGUUAUAAAAUUAUUAUGCAUAUAAAUAUGUUUUAACCUCAGAGAGUAUAUGAUGUUACGGGUUAAGCAAACUCGUUGCUUAUAGCUCCUACUAGUGGAAAGCUUUUAUGGGUAAUUCCAAUAAACAUAUUGAAUUGUUUUUAUAAGGUGGAGAAAUUCACAGCCAGUGUAAAAAUGUUCUUAAAUAGUUUGAGAAGCCCUAAACAAAACUUGGGUAAAUUGUCCUACCUGAAAUAUAUGCGUGUGUGAAACAUGGUCGAAUACUAAAAGAGAUGAGAAAAAAAUGGCUUGUUUUGAAUGAAGAGUGCUUAAAAGUAUAUAUGGGCCUAUUUUAGAAAAUUAAGUGUACAUAAGAACUAAUGGAGAAUUACAAUAAAUUUACCAAAAUACACGGUGAUACCGUGCCUCAUGAGUAAACACAUCGAGUGGACAAGCCAUGUAUGGAAGUCAAGCGGUAUUUUAAAGAAAGUUCUAAAAAGAAAUAUCAAUGGAAAAUGACCUAGGAGUCACCAUGGACUGACCAUAGUGCUGAGUAGACAGAGUCAAUGGUGAUAAAAUUAUCGUUGAGGUCUCCAAUUUAUUGAUUGGAGACCAAUUGAAAAACGACAAGAGACCUUUUGUGUUGAACUAUUAAUCUUGUUUUUGCUAAUGCAGUUCAUUUUUUUGAUUUUCGAAUUAGUUUUCAUAAUAAUCUGGAAAAAACGUGAAAAAUUUAAGUUAAAAAAAAUUACGGCACUUUAAAUUUUAUAUUACCGAACUGCUGUGCUCGGAAUCAUCUUUCGUCAGCAAAGGUUUAUCGCUGUUUACAGAUAUAAAUGAAAUAAACUUAUAUCCCACCUUCCCUACUAUCCACCUACAACAGUAGCAGAACUCAUCCCCAGUAUCAGCUUUUUUUUCAUUUCCUUUUAAAUAUAUAAGGUUAAAUAUAAAGGUUAAUGCAGUUAAAUGUAAAAACACCCUGCAAUAUACCCAAAGAUUUUCUCUGUAUGAUAUGCAAUUUUAGUAACUCUAUGAUAAAAAUGUAAAACGGUUUAAAAAACCGAAAAUCAUUUUAAAUUAUUUCUCAACUACAAUACCAAUAAAAUGUAAAAAUGAGAUGGUGAGACUAUAUUUGUAAAAGAAUUUAAAAGUGAAUUUGAAUAUUUUUGAGUUGAUCAAUUUUCAUAUUUUUUUUUUACUAGGGUAAAAUUACCUAUACUCUUCCUCUUAAAAUAUUCUUCUGUCGUUUGUUGUAUUACUAUGAUAAAAUAAUGUUGUCGUUUUCUAGGCCGGGGUAAGAAACCCAAAAUGAAACAGCUCAAGAAACUCAUGUCACUAAUGGGCGUCAUCAUGUGCGCUAAACUGUCACUAAUGGGGCCACUGGCCAUGAUGAUGAUUGGCGUCAAAGCCCUGAAGGCCCUGAUGCUAGCCGUCGUUUCACUAACCAUAUCCAAACUAAUGUUACUGAAGAAGUUCAAGGGGAGCGGAGGAAACGGAGGUGGUGGCUGGAGUGGAGGUGGAGGUGGUGGCUGGAGCGGCGGAAGUAGCGGACACAUCGUCCAGGCCGCCGAUUGGUCAGCCGAUAAAGAUGACAGAAACGCACACUUGCUCGCCUAUGCUGGCCACUCAGGAUCGCCGACUGGUAUAGCAGGAAUGUCACCCCAAAUGCAAUCCCAACAGACACAAAUGUAUCCUUCGUAUGAACCACAUGGCUAUCACGGAGCUGCUUAA